CUUCCUCCGGCGUUCGAAGCAUCCGGAUACCCUCCAGUAGACAUGUUCCCCGUUGCAUCCUUACUUACCACCGUCGUCCUCGCGUUGUUCAUCGUGGCCGGCGCGGUUGAGGUUCGCUCUCCGUCGAUUACGCUACCGUUCGCAAGGAGCCUCAACACAAGGGGUGGUACCCUCAACCUCCUGGAGCACGAUCAAGCUCGCGCAACUGCUCUUCGUGGUCGGGGCAAUGCCUCUACUGCUGGAAAGCUUGACCGUCGCCAGGACAGCAUACCGGCCACUAACGAGGUAACCUCAUACAUUGCAGCGGUUGGCGUUGAGAACCUGAUCGUCGACACCGGAUCUUCAAACACCUGGGUUGGAGCUGGAACUUCCUACGUAGUGACGAGCACUAGCGUGAACACUGGUGAACCUGUGUCCGUCCACCACGGCUCUAGCUCCUUCUCUGGAACGGAAUAUACCGACACCGUUACCCUCGGGUCCCUCACCAUAAGCCAGCAGUCGAUAGGUGUUGCUUCGACGUCGACUGGUUACUCAGGAGUAGAUGGCGUCCUCGGGAUAGGUCCAGAAGAUUUGACCCUGGGUACUUUGACUAAUCAGCCAUCCACUCAAAUCCCUACCGUUACCCAGAACCUGUUCGCGCAGGGAACGAUUCCCGAGGAAGUUGUUGGCAUUUCCUUCGAGCCAACCACCACCUCGUCAUCCGUGAACGGGGAGUUGACGUUUGGCGGUACUGAUUCCAGUAAAUACACCGGUACCUUGAAUUACACGCCCCUCACCACCACCAGCCCUGCUUCGAACUACUGGGGUAUUGACGAGAGCAUCGCCUAUGGUUCGACAACUAUCUUAUCGAUGACCGCUGGUAUUGUUGACACUGGUACCACUUUGAUCCUCAUUGCUUCGGAUGCCUUCAACCAGUACCAGUCUUUGACUGGUGCCGUGUUGGAUUCCGCCACUGGCAUGUUGCAAAUCACCACUUCGCAAUACGAAGCGCUCCAGGACCUCGACUUUUAUAUUAACGGUGUCACCUAUACUUUGACUCCUAAUGGCCAGAUCUGGCCUCGUUCCCUCAACACGGCCAUUGGUGGCAGCGCCUCUAACAUUUACCUCAUUGUCAAUGACAUUGGAACAAACUCUGGCUCUGGACUGGACUUUAUUAACGGCCAGACCUUCCUCGAGCGGUUCUACAGUGUCUUCGACACUGCCAGUAAUCGUGUCGGGUUUGCUACGACGCCCUAUACUGAUGCUACCUCAAACUAAACAUUUAAUAACUCGCAAGGGGGGUAAGGCCGGUUGUAAGGGCAAUACAUUUUCUGCGGGUUUUUCAAAUGUUGCGGACCAAGAUGGUUACUCGGGAAUACAGGAAGCUAAGCGUUACAUGGUACACAAUUUUUCUACUUCUGCCAAGCGUUCUUCCUGGCCACUUUCCUCUAGCAAUUGAUGGCUUUCAUGUUCAAUGUUUGCAACCUACCGUUUUCAGCCAACAGUUCCACACGAUGAGACUAUCGGAAGUCCAAUGACUUGUCUUCGAGACAAGUCCAAAGUCACGCAGAAACCAGAUGCUGU
This is a messenger RNA of Pisolithus orientalis, 1563 nucleotides long. Its product is annotated as aspartic peptidase domain-containing protein. Bases 43 to 1257 code for a protein of 404 amino acids. Gene Ontology annotation, biological process: proteolysis. Gene Ontology annotation, molecular function: aspartic-type endopeptidase activity. The transcript has 10 exons. The record is from RefSeq and is a predicted model, not a curated record. NCBI's taxonomy places the organism in Eukaryota, Fungi, Basidiomycota, Agaricomycetes, Boletales, Pisolithaceae.